GAAAAAGUACAAAUGUCAGAAGCAUGUGCGUUUUUUUGUUGUUAUUUUUCUUAUUCUAAUAUAUAAACAUGAUUUAGUGAAACAUUUAAAUAAGGAAAUAAGCUAUAAAAAAUUGUUAAAAAUGUCGGAUUCAUCAGAAGACGAGGAUCUUUCUCGUUUUAGAGACGCAGUGGAUACAACAUUUACAAAAUUAAUACACGAAUCUAGGGGUAAAAUAUCGACAGUCCAAAAACAAAAACCUCGUUCCGAAAGGUAUUUAGACGUUGCAACUCACUACAACGAUAUAAAAGUUCCUGUAGAAAUUCAAAAACGUAUCGGAGCUAAAAUAUCGGAUAUUAUACAUAAAAAUAUAGAGUUUGUCGAAGUUAUUGAUAAGUGUUUCAAAAAACGCAAAGUCAAAGGAGGUGUUAAGCUGUUUGGUGAUUCUGUAGACUUUUUAUCAUGUGAAGACGACAAAGAUUUAUUGACAUGUAUACAUAAUAAAAAGUCUAAAGAAAUAAAGAAUGCUAAUGUAAGGCGGAAAAUUGACGACGUUGAGGAGUUAAAUGAAAAAGAUAAAAUAAGUGCCGUAGUCGUAAACGGUGAAACAGUUUUAGAGGGAGAAAAAAGUUGGAGGUCACGCAGGAAACAAAAGAUAUUUGAAUAUAAAUUAAUAGGGAAAAAUCAAAAUAAACUUAUUAUUGAAGAUAAAAACAGUUAGAAAUUAAUACUAAAUAUAUACUUUUCCACUAAAUUCUUAACUUUAAUUUUUAUCGUUUAAGCGAAAAUUAUAGUCCAAGCUAUAUUUCAAUACUGCAAUAAUUAGAAAGCUUUCAGUUACGUUGUAGGUAUAGCCUUACCUCUUAUACAAAAAGCGUUGAGGUUUAAUCGCAAUUCUCCUCCACUGUGUCAGCAAACACUUAACCUCACAAUGUUUGAAAAUUUUAAAAUAAAACAAAAGUUUCAUGUUAACAAAAUAUAUAUUUACAAUAAGUUUCUAAAAAUAAUACAUAUCAUUUAUCACAAUAAACUGCUUUUCAAAUUAUUCACUACGAAAGUGUGUAUUUUUCAAAUAUGUGGUUUUAUAAAUCAGAUUCAGAUACAGUUCAUAAAUGAACAUUUAGUUAAAUUAUAAUAAAUAUAUAAUAACUAAAAAUGUAACAAACUAAAUUUAAAUUAAACAACCUUACUUGUACAUUCAAUGCUUAAACUAAAGGAACGGAAGAGCAUAUAAUUAGGAAAAAAAUUAGAAACUGAAUGUUGCUAAUUCAACAUUUUAAAUCAUUAAAAGAUUACUUAAAUCAUUCUCAUCCAACCAACAAAGAUUAAUAAAAUAUAACAAUAAAUUA
Molecule: messenger RNA, 1328 nt
Organism: Melitaea cinxia (Glanville fritillary)
Lineage: Eukaryota; Metazoa; Arthropoda; Insecta; Lepidoptera; Nymphalidae
Exons: 4
Coding region: 122-700 (192 amino acids)
Source: RefSeq, a predicted model, not a curated record